GGACUGGAGAAGAAGAGGGCGGGAAAGAUGAAGGCAGGAGCUGGGUGGCUGCAGGAGCAAUGAGACCACUGUAUUGUCAUGUGUGUCCACUGCACGCCAGCAGAUGUUGCAUUAAGAUCAUCAGCACAAGAAGCAAGUAAUCUGCCGCUCAUGGCACAUCUUUGCAGAAUGCAUGCAGUUAUUUACAAUACAAUCACCCAGUGAUUUGGGGUCACAAAUAGCAGUGGAGCUGGCACAGCUGAAUUACUCCAGCACUCUUGUCCAUUUGUAGAAACUAAUCUAUUCGUACGUACACAAGGCACAGUUGAUGAUAUUACUAUUGUACACCAUUUCCCGCUUUGUAUUAAUGUUUGCGGUGAUUAGUGGACUCCAGCUCUGGAAGAUGACCCAAUUUCACAGUGGAGUAGGGAUGAAAUAGGUGCAGACAGCUGUGAAUUCAAGGUGUAUUUUAUACUCUGCAGAGCUGUUCUUUUAUGCGAAGGUCAGAAUGUCCAGUGCACCGUCCGAUUGCCGACUUGAUGUCACUCGUAGAAAAACUUUCUCGCAAUUGUUGGGUUCGAGAUCACGCAAGCAGAAGCGGAGAUGUUCUUCAGAGCUUGUGCCCCGUGAGGCUGUAGUUCGGUUGAUGAAGCACCAUCAGAACCUUGGUGAUCUGCUCCUUGAGGUUACUGGGUCAGGGAGUGAACGUGAUGGUGUUGACUCUGAUGAUCACAAUGCUGGUACACCUGCCAGGGGAUCAUUUAUUGCCUCGGUGUUUCGCGAGCAAGCUUUAAUGAAGGACAUGCCUCCGGGGCUUUUGACUGCCAGAACAGCUGUGGAGAAAAUUCAGCAAAUCGAGCAGCUUGGGCUUACACCCAGACACACAGUUAUGUUGGAUGCUGAUCAGCGGGGUAAACUUGUCUGUUUACUGCAGAGUUUGCGAGAACUGAUGUCUACUGGAAUGCUCAGCCGGUUGCAAUUCAGGGAGGAGAUUUGGAAAGCAAAGGAAGUACCCAUGCUGGAAGUUGUUUGGCAUUUGCAGAAGGAGAAUAUUGUGAGCCUGGAAGAGCUUGUAACAAGUAAUCCUGAUGUGACCUUUGCGGUACGCUGGCUGUUUGACAACUUGUGCCUGCUUUGUUCGGAGGCUGAGGAUCAGUACCAGCAUCAAGAUAUACCGAGGCAGAUAUUGUCAGAUAUCGUCGCUGAAUUAGUGGGAAAUGGAUUUAAGGAAUCAAAUAAUUUGGAAUCUGACCGUAAAGAGCGGCAGUUCUCACAGGUUUGUUUUGAGGUGUUGAACCGAAUGCUUUUGUGGUUACUGGAUAAUUUGUGUAAGGAAAAUGAAACCGAAGGUGCCUCUGUGGAAAGGGCAACUCAGUUCUGGUUGAAUGUGUUUGAUACAGCAUUGUUCCACGGUAUAUUGUCGCCGGAUUUGUUAAAGCAGUUUUUCUACCACACAUUAACUCAGAUUCUCACCUUUAAUCCUGUGCUUGAAGCGUCUGAUGCUAUUCGCAUGCAGGGAGAGUGGUGCUUUGCAAAAACGAAGAUCCUUUUAACAACCUUGUACAGGAAGAUCUUCGUGCUGUUCAGCGCAGAGGAGUUGAUUGUUCAUCUUCGGCAAGUUCUGGAGACCCAUGAGGUGAACUGGCAGAACGUACUAUCCUGUGCUUCCACGUUGUUGGUCUGCCAACCACCGACCCAACAGCUAUUGAAAGAGCUGCUGGCCAAUCUACUGACAAAUUCCUUUGAAAACUACGAGUUGGAGAGUAUCAUCACUGCGUUCCUGCUUGUACGACAGGCCGCAGUGGAGGGACCGGCGGUUUUCAUCAGCUAUUCGGAAUGGUUCAAGAAGUCCUUUGGGUCUGCGAAUGGUUACCAUGGUGGCAGUAAGAAGGCUCUGAUCUUCCUGCUGAAAUUCCUGACGGAUCUGGUGCCAUUUGAAACUGUGCAAUACUUAAAGGUUCAUAUUUUGCAUCCUCCAUACGUGCCAUCGAAAUAUCGAGCUCUACUUCUGGAGUACGUGUCACUGGCUAAAACCCGACUGGCAGAUCUCCAGGCGUCAGUUGAGGAUAUGGGUCUAUAUGAGGAUCUAUCAACAGCCCAUGAAGCCCCUAAGCCCCAAUGUCAAGCUCUGCAAGAUGUUGAAAAAGCUGUUCAAAUAUUUGAAACCACUGGGAAAAUCCCAGCCAGUGUAAUGGAGGCAAGCAUUUUCCGAAGACCGUAUUACCUGGCACGAUUUCUGCCUGCUCUGCUUGUCCCUCGAGCGCUGCCAGACUCACUGGAUUCACACAUGGCCUUUAUUGACUCCUUAAAAAGGGCAGAUAAAAUACCUGAUAUCAUGUACGCAAGCUAUAUUCACGCCUGCAACAGAGAGAAGCAGCAACAGCUUGAAGGUGUUUCUACGUUUGAGGCAAUGGAUCAUGGAAGAGAGCCGAUUGAAGUGUUGUCAGCCGCUCUAGAAGAGCUAAGGAAGGUGGCCAUCGAUCCAAGCAAAACUGAUGUUGUUUCUGCUCAGAUUGCUGUAAUCAGUGGUCAAUUGAAAACUAUGAUAGACGAUGAAGACCAUUGCACUGUGAUGGAUAAACCAAUCCAACUAGAUACUGUUGUGGAUAGUCUUGGGCCUCUGGAAAUGGAGGUCAGAGACCUUCUGUUGAAGAGUUUUUGUCAGACCUUUCUCGUAGUUUCCAGUUUCAACCCACCACAGAGGCAAGGUGAAUGGGCCUCUUUGUUUGUGAAAAUGUUGUGUGGACAUAGAAGAUUGCUGAGUGCUGUUCUUCUCAGAGUCCUGCAUCUCACCUGUCGCCAGGCCUCUUCUCUGAGUGAUGUCCAUGUUUUGGGACUGGCUGGCUUCACGCUUCACAUACACAUCUUGAGGAUCUCCCUUUCUGUCGAGAGCUUGCAAUCAGCUGGCAAAGAGGAAGUAUCAUUUGUUAAUCACCUGAACCAGUCCCUUGUGUGUCGAACUGGGGAAUCUUCCACGUUUUGCCUGAGGUUUUGUACAGCGGCAGUGGCGUAUGCAGUUUGCUUAUCCUCGUCCCGCUGCUCUUCAGCACUUGAUGUUGUACAGCAGUUUGUUCCUCCUGUAUUCAUGCAAAAGCUGCAAUAUGUGAUUCCACGACUGAUUCCAAAAUGCCGAAGAGACCAUGAUGUAGUAGUGGAACCGAUCUGGAUAAAUCUUGCUGGUCUUCAUUUAAACUGGACUGCUGCAGCAAUCUCACUGUUUAAACACCACACAUUCAAGGAGCUUGCAGAAAUGAAACAUUUCCAGCUAACAUUUUACGAUUGGUUGAUGUUUGAGCUGGAGGUUCAGCCACAUGGAGACCUGCUCUCUGAUGUCGACCGACAAGAGUAUCAGCAUUGGGCCUGUUACCAACAUUAUCUGCCAUCUCCCCUUGCCGCAGGAGGCUGUGGCGGAGAUUUACUGACUGCCUGUAGGACGAUUAUUAAUUCAUUAAUGGAUUUCAGUAAAAGAGCUAAGGUUCAGAGCUUUGAAGAAUUCAGUUGUUCAAGACGUCCUUCAUUCAACAGAUCGAGUUAUGAAAACAUUAUUUGUCGACUGCAGGAAAUGGUUUUUGAUCUGGAAAGUGUACGGGCAAAAGCACCACGUGAAGAUGGCCAUUUUCUCCUGGAUGUGUUUCUGGACAGACGGGCAAAGCUGGAAUUGCAAACCUUGAGCAAGCAAAUAGAGCAGCAGAUUGAAUUGCAGCUAUUUACCCGAAUUUUGGUGGCACUUCCUCCUUGUGUGCUGUUUAAAACACGCAUCGAUGGAUUGAAGACAACCUUGGAAUGUGAAGAAUUCUUUCACUUUACAAAUGCAGAACUGCGGAAUGGCUACUGCAAGGAGUUUGUGCUUCCUUUUCACAUCGUCUCGCACUUCUUCAGAGGUUUGCUGAAUGCCUCUGUCCAUUGUGAAAAGCCCAGCAGUGCUGUUGAUGGUAUUCUAAGCAAUAGCAAAGUCCGGUGCCCUCUACUCGUGCUGUCUGCAACGUAUUGGUGGGCAAGACUGGAGCCUGUACUCUGCACACAAUGGAAACGCUCUAGUGACACCCCAUUUCCCAGAGAACUACAGACGAUGCUUGACAGCCAGCUCUGGGCGAACAGGUUACUUGUAGGAAAAUUGGAAAGUGGUCCACCCUGUUGCCCCUGGGUGCUUGGCGCCUUCUUGUACUUCACCCUGCAGAGGGGGAAUAGCCUGAAGAUGCUGCAGACAGCAAUGAGAGAAAUCUGUGCUGAAAAUAAAGAGUUCCAGGUUUCUGUCCUAUAUGUGACUUUGAUGCAUUUGGUUUCGUCACUCCUGCAACCAAAGGAAACCUCUGACUUAACUGUUCCAUUAAAAACAUGCGCUGAUAUGAUCAUGAUUUUAGAGGAGCAGAACCAACCCUGGCUUGAUAUCUUUAUGGUGGUAAACAAGGAUUACAAGCCACACCAGAUCCUAUUCAGCAUGAUCUCAGAUGUGGAAAGAAAGCUGCUUCCUAUUGUCUUUUACAGUUUAUUGAUUAUUCUGGAUCCAAAGCUGGUUUCCUCAGUCAUCAAGCACUCAGAUUUUCUGUUCGUAGCCAUCACUCUGCAUUCGGCAAUGGUCAAGCUCUUCCUCGAUGGAGAAAAUAUCAUCCCAGUCUCGGAUCAGCCCGAUUUGCAAAACUCCAACCAGCCUGAUCCUUUGGAAUUGAUAACCAAGGGGCGGAGGUUCCUCCUUCGUGUCAUUCCGAGCUGUUCUGGUCAAAUAAUUUCACAGCACAACAAACUGCAGGCUGUUUGCAAGGACAUUGACCUGGAGCUGAAAGCUUCACUUGACCAUCAACUGCAGUUGUGCGCUGGUGAUGGACUCUAUUCUGAACCCACACUUUUAUGAAGAAGAAAAUGAGUGAACUGCAGAAAGAUAUAUUUUCAGCAUUGUAACUUUGCAAUAGUGAAACACAGGCAAAAAAACAGUGCAGGUUUUCAAACAACUUAAGAACUAAAUAACUUUUCAUUAAUGGAUACGUAUUUAAAUACGAAAAUAUCAUCUGGUUGUCAUCCUUCAUGACGUAUACAAAAACAUUGUAGAUUCUCCUUGAAUAAAUUAAAAUAACUAACUUUGUUUUGACUUUGAACAU
This is a messenger RNA of Leucoraja erinaceus (little skate), 5072 nucleotides long. RefSeq names its product Fanconi anemia group A protein-like. The record is from RefSeq and is a predicted model, not a curated record. Gene Ontology annotation, cellular component: Fanconi anaemia nuclear complex. NCBI's taxonomy places the organism in Eukaryota, Metazoa, Chordata, Chondrichthyes, Rajiformes, Rajidae. The transcript is spliced from 43 exons. The coding region runs from base 488 to 4828 and encodes 1446 amino acids. Gene Ontology annotation, biological process: interstrand cross-link repair.